Bursaphelenchus okinawaensis is the source of this 2005-nucleotide messenger RNA. NCBI's taxonomy places the organism in Eukaryota, Metazoa, Nematoda, Chromadorea, Rhabditida, Aphelenchoididae. The record is from the annotation of a GenBank genome assembly.
AUGAGUUCCUCCGGCUGGAAACACAAUAGUGUAAGUAGCGUUUCACAUAUUAUACCAUAGCAAUUGAAGAACAAUUGAUUAUCAUAUCACACCAAAAAAUGACAAAACUUGGCCCUCUAUGCCCUUAAAACAACCCACAACUUCAAAAAACUACCAUACAGUUAGCCCACAAACCAAAUUAGAUUAAAACCCCUCUAUUUUCAGGUCACGGUGAACUACGAGAUUUACAAUGGAAUGUCCGGUAGAAGCGUUAUGCUUUGCGAAGACGGUGAAACCAUCGAAUCGACUAUUAACAAACUGUUGAAAGGUACUGGCAUUAAAGAGCCCAAAUAUAUAGUUGAUAUGCUUGUCAUCAAACAAGGUGAAUUCGUUACAUACUCAGGAAAGAUGUCGGCUUAUGACGUAUCGAGAACAUGUGUAAUCGAUGGUUAUACUUACGACUUGAAAAUUUCUUUGGUUAUUCAGGUAAGACGUUUGCAAAAUCUCAAUUUUUGGUCACUAUCUACAUCAAUAUACCUCAUUUUGCUAUUAAUAGUAGCGUAUCGUCACAUUGAUUAUUUCUAUAAGACAACACACGUUAUACGAGACUUAAAAGUGGCCCACUAGUCUCGGCUUGGCCUCAGGCCCGUCUAGGUCAAAGCAAAUUUUAAAAAGGCCGGGCCAAACUGAAAAAUUUGCCCAGCCUUUUUGCAGGUCUACGCUAUAUCUUUAUAGUGAACAGAAGCUAUCAUUCAAGUCAACAAAAGUACAAAGCUAAAAAAAAACCUUCAGGUAAAAGUCACCGUGAAAACCUCCCAUCAUACCACGGAUUGGAUGUCUAACCCAACCUUUUACACAGUUACUAUCAGUAACAAAGCCACGGUAAACGAUCUGUUCCAAAAGGCGGUGAAGGAAGAAGCUAUGCGCAAGUUCGGCUACCUUGCGUUCAGAGUUAAACACAAUGUAAGCAAUUUAAUUUAAAUACCCACAGUUCAAAAAUAUUGAACUUUAUAAAAGUUUAAAUUGAAUUUUUUAAGACUAUGGAUUUAAAAAAAUUGAUUUUCUAACAAGCAAGGCUUUGCAAUGUAAAAUUAAAAGUUAAAGUAUGAUUUUGUAAAGUAAAAGACUAAAAAAGUAACUAUCAAUGUUAUAUCCUUCAAUCAAAAUUUCAGGUAGAACUGGGUCACAGUGAAUUCUCUUCGGUUACCCCAGACGAUCCUAUUGAUCCCAGCUACAACUAUGGCUACAUGAUCAGAGUAGGUUUUCAACUUAAAAACGGGGAGGGGAAGGGUAAAGGAAAUUUAAAAGGAGCCGUGCCGAGGCUGGGCAUAGUGAGCCUCCUUUCAGGUCUACUGUAAAUUUUAAAAAUAGAAAAGACCCAGCAAAGAACAACAAAUUUUGAACUUUCCUAUCCUGUCCCAUCAAAACGAACCCGCCCAAAACUAAUGAAAAUCAUUAUCUCAAAAAAUAAACAAUCAUCUUAUCAUUCCAGAGCCUCCAAGACAUGGUAUUCGAGCACAAGCAGCUCGAGUUUUCCAAACGCUACGAAUCGGUCUGUUUUCCAAAAAGAAGGUCAAAGUCUCCAGUUAAAGUGAAGAAGAUGCAACUGAAGCGGCCAAAGAAGGUGAAAUGCAAUUACACAGCACUGCAAAACCAAAUGAAUGAAGCGUUCGCCAGGAUUCGAGAGUUGGAAAAGCAAAGCAAGAAAAUUGCGGAGUUGCAGGGGCGAGUUUCACAUAGUUUAGAUGAUUUGGAGACCAAAUCCUUGGCUCAACAGUUGGCCAAGGUCAAUAUUCAAAAGGGAGAUGAGGUAAAGAUGGGAAAUUUAAAUAUUGAAAAGGAAAUAGAGGCAGAGAUGGAUAAGUUGAGUAUUCAUAAGACUGAAGAGCCAGAAACGGCGAAUGUGAAGAUUGAGAAGAAGGAAGAACCACAGCCGACCAGGUAUCGCUUUAAGAAGCGAGAACCACGAGCCAUUUCUGAUGAUUAUGUCUUCGUUGACCCUAACCUACAUUUUUCGCUUUGUUAA